Myotis davidii is the source of this 1822-nucleotide messenger RNA. It is a transcript of the gene INTS11, whose product is annotated as cleavage and polyadenylation specific factor 3-like. The transcript has 14 exons. Lineage: Eukaryota; Metazoa; Chordata; Mammalia; Chiroptera; Vespertilionidae. The record is from RefSeq and is a predicted model, not a curated record. Gene Ontology annotation, cellular component: nucleus. Bases 94 to 1626 code for a protein of 510 amino acids. Gene Ontology annotation, biological process: snRNA processing.
GUGUGGCAGCACCUCCCUGGCCCUGUCCCUGCAGGCGCUGGCCAGGACGUGGGCCGGAGCUGCAUCCUGGUCUCCAUUGGGGGCAAGAACGUCAUGCUGGACUGUGGGAUGCACAUGGGCUUCAACGAUGACAGGCGCUUCCCAGACUUCUCCUACAUCACCCGCAACGGCCGGCUGACCGACUUCCUGGACUGUGUGAUAAUCAGCCACUUCCACCUGGACCACUGCGGCGCGCUGCCCUACUUCAGCGAGAUGGUGGGCUACGACGGGCCCAUCUACAUGACCCACCCCACCCAGGCCAUCUGCCCCAUCCUGCUGGAGGACUACCGCAAGAUCGCCGUGGACAAGAAGGGCGAGGCCAACUUCUUCACCUCCCAGAUGAUCAAGGACUGCAUGAAGAAGGUGGUGGCCGUGCGCCUCCACCAGACGGUCCAGGUGGACGAGGAGCUGCAGAUCAAGGCCUACUACGCCGGCCACGUGCUGGGGGCAGCCAUGUUCCAGAUCAAAGUGGGCUCGGAGUCGGUGGUCUACACGGGCGACUACAACAUGACCCCGGACCGGCACCUGGGAGCCGCCUGGAUUGACAAAUGCCGUCCCAACCUGCUCAUCACAGAGUCCACCUACGCCACGACCAUCCGUGACUCCAAGCGCUGCCGGGAGCGCGACUUCCUGAAGAAGGUCCACGAGACGGUGGAGCGCGGCGGGAAGGUGCUGAUCCCUGUGUUUGCGCUGGGCCGCGCUCAGGAGCUCUGUAUCUUGCUGGAGACCUUCUGGGAGCGCAUGAACCUGAAGGCCCCCAUCUACUUCUCCACGGGCCUAACGGAGAAGGCCAACCACUACUACAAGCUCUUCAUCACCUGGACCAACCAGAAGAUCCGGAAGACCUUCGUCCAGCGGAACAUGUUCGAGUUCAAGCACAUCAAGGCCUUCGACCGAGCUUUUGCCGACAACCCGGGCCCAAUGGUCGUGUUCGCCACACCAGGGAUGCUGCACGCUGGGCAGUCCCUGCAGAUCUUCCGGAAGUGGGCCGGGAAUGAGAAGAACAUGGUCAUCAUGCCCGGCUACUGCGUGCAGGGCACCGUGGGCCACAAGAUCCUCAGUGGGCAGCGCAAACUGGAGAUGGAGGGGCGGCAGGUGCUGGAGAUCCGGAUGCAGGUGGAGUACAUGUCCUUCAGCGCCCACGCGGACGCCAAGGGCAUCAUGCAGCUGGUGGGCCAGGCAGAGCCCGAGAGCGUGCUGCUGGUGCACGGGGAGGCCAAGAAGAUGCCUGCCCCGCAGAACUUCCGGCUGGUGUCCUCUGAGCAGGCCCUCAAGGAGCUGGGCCUGGCCGAGCACCAGCUGCGCUUCACCUGCCGCGUGCACCUGCAUGACUCGCGCAAGGAGCAGGAGACGGCCAUGCGAGUCUACAGCCACCUGAAGAGCCUCCUCAAGGACCACUGUGUGCAGCACCUCCCCGACGGCUCGGUGACCGUCGAGUCCAUCCUCAUCCAGGCUGCUGCCCACUCUGAGGACCCAGGCACCAAGGUGCUGCUGGUCUCCUGGACCUACCAGGACGAAGAGCUGGGGAGCUACCUCACAUCUCUGCUCAAGAAGGGCCUGCCCCCCGCCCCCAGCGGAGGCAGCUGACCGCUGCAGGCUGCCUGCCCUUCCCUCGCCCAGCCAGGGGCCCUGGGCUUCCACUGCAGGACAGUGUCUGUGCCCUGGGCUUCCUUCUGUGCACGUGCGGCCCCCAGCAGGCCAGCCUCAUGGGGGGCAACACCAGUGCCACAUGUCUGCCCGAGUGGCCUUUUGGGUGGAAGAAAUAAAUAACCCUGAAGACCUC